AUGGCCCGAGACGACGAAGAGUUGAGGCGGAUCCCCAACGAGCGGCCGAAUAGCUUCUCGGUCCGUCCAUUGUCUCUUUCAUUGAAUGGAAACGAAGUCGAAGUCAUCGAGGAGAGCGUUCUGUGAGUUUUGAAACUAUCAAAUUUUGAAAAAAAGUUUUUAAAUGAGUUCCUUGUAACAAAAUUUUUCGAGAAAAAGUCUAUAAAAAUGAUUUUUUUUGGAUAAAUGCUAACAUCUCUGAAUUCCUUCAUCUUUGCGUGGGUCUCAACCACUAUAUUCGAAAGAAAAAAUGCAAAAAAAAAACUUCAAGUCUAGAAAAAAGACUUAGAAGCCUUCUAAUGUAUCAUCUUUUUCUCAGUUUGCCCAAUAUUUUUCAUUCGCUGAAGCCUUCCAACAAAAAUCCAAUCCAAUCGCGAACAGCAUUUUUUUAUUUUAAUUAAAUUUCAGACGUUCUCUUUCUACGGGAAUGCUCAAAUACCCGGAUGAAGACCGAGAAUACACAUUCAAUUACACCAACUUGAUUGACCGCGGAACGAUUGGCAGCGGAAAUUUCGGGACCGUCAACAAAAUGAUCCAUAGAGACACCGGAAGGGAAAUGGCCGUCAAGGUAUGAAGUCUGAAAAAGGCUGGAUAUUGUUUGUUCGAAAAAAGUUGUAUUGCAAGGUAGUUAAAACUGGAAAAAUCACUUGAUAUAUCGAGAAAAGUUGAAUUAAAAUUGCGCCCGAUUAAAAACGGCUUGCGCUGAUUUCAUGAAACACUGAAAUCAGCGAAGAAAAAAAAAAUCUAAUCUCUUUGAAUCUUCAAAAUUUACAUAAUCUUUUGAUUUUUCUGUUUUUUUUUCAUGCCUGAAUGGAAACCAUCGGUUUCUCUUCCUUAUUAGUACAUCAACUAUUGCUCAAACCCAUAAUUAUGAAGCGAGUGUUUGUUUUUGCAGAGAAUCCGUUGCAACAACGUCGAUAAGAGGGAUCAACAGCGGCUUUUGAGGGAGCACGACACGAUUGUGAAAUCCGAACGCGGGCCAAACAUUGUCAAGUUCUUUGGAGCCAUUUUUCAUGAGGUUUUUUUUUUUCUCUCAAAUAUUAUUGAAUCGAAUUAAUGUGAGGAGAUAGGAAAUUGAGGUCAAGACGCAGGUAGAGUAUGUUGCGAAAUUUCGGGACAUACACACAACUUUGUGAUGAAAUACCUUGCCGAACGUCGAAUUUUGAGCUCUGAGCUUUGUUUUGUUCAGAAGGUCUGAGAGGAUUAGAUGGAUAAAAAAAAGGUUCUGAUUAUGUUUUUCGACUUUUUCUCGGAGGGCUUCUGAUAGAAAGAAUAAGCAGAAAUAAGAAAUAAUUCACUGGGAGAAUGUCAAUAAAAUUUAAAACCACACAGGGGGACAAGGAACCCAAUAAAUUUUUUUUUUCAAUUUUUACAACAUUUUCUCAACUCAAAAAAUAUCAAAAACAUAAUAAAAAAUGUAAAUGGAAACAAAAUAAGAAACAGUUUUUUUCAGGGAGAUUGUUGGAUUUGUAUGGAGCUGAUGGACGUCUCAUUGGACCCUCUUUACAAAAGAGUUUACCACGAAAAACACAGCCGACUCGAAGAAAAUGUCAUCGGCCACAUUGCUGUUUGCGUGAGUUUCUACGAACUUUGUCAAAAAAUCACACGAAAAAUCAAAAAAUAGAAAAAAGAUGGAAGCAAAAGAAAGAAAGGAAAGAAGAAAGCUGAGCUUUUUUCUGGAAGGCAGGUAAGAGUGGAGCCGAUUGGAGGAAUCCGAAGUGGCUGACGCACGAUUUUUGGGUUUCGCAACUCGCUGAAAUAAUCAUCGAUGGCGUGGCCUUAUAUUUUUUUGUACAGUUUUCUUUUUUCCGUUUGAAAACUUUCUUAACGCAACUUGCGGUUUCAGCUGACGUUAAGAAUGAAUAGGUUGGAAAAAAGAUUCCGAAAAUGUUUGUUGGAAUUACUGAGCAGAAAAAAAAUAUUCAAGCUUCUAAAAACUGGUGGUAUGGAAAAAAAGCCAGCAAAAAUUUGAACGGUGACUUUUUCGAUUUUUUCGUAUUGCUAGGGAACUUUUCGACGGCCACUUUUCCGACUUUUUCCCCUCAUAUUUUUUUUUCAUUUUUUGCUAUUUCUUUGUGUUCUUAACAUGUAUAACUUGCCUUCUUUAUAUAGGAAGAUUCGAAACGAAGAGUUUAUCGAGAAAAAAUUCCGUCGGAAAGGUGGCCUUCCGAAAGUUCCCUAGCGAUAUGAAAAAAAUCGAAAAAGUCGUUGUUUAAAUUUUCGCUUGUCUUUUUUCAUACCACCUAAAAAUUGUCACAGAAAUGUUUCUUAAUUUAAAAAAAAAGUUAAUUGUUCGUUACAGACCAUCGAUGCCCUGGACUACUUGAAAAAGGCGCUCUCUAUUAUCCAUCGAGGUAUUUGUCCCUUUUCUUGAGUCUUUGAUAUUUUUUGAGUCUGAUUUUAGAUGUGAAACCAUCAAAUAUUCUGGUCGACCGAACCGGACAAGUAAAACUUUGCGAUUUCGGAAUCUGCGGCCAGCUAGAGGAUUCGGUUGUAAAAACUCACGACGCCGGGUGUCAGCCAUAUUUGGCGGUGAGUUUUGAAAGAAUUCUGAUUGAAAUACUUUCAUAACUCUAAAUUUAAUAUCUGAAGCUCAAAUUUUUUUCUAUAAACAUGUUAAAAAUUUAUCUCAUAACUUUGAGCUCCAGGUUUAGACAGCUUUUAAAACUCUCUUUUUUUGCUCAUUAUUUCGCAAUGACCCUCGGUAGAUUUUUCUCGGAUGUAAGAACUAAAAUUCAGAUUUUCAGUUACAUUCCUCAUAAUUCUCAUUCAUUUUGAUAUUUUCAGCCAGAACGAGUAACAAAUUACGGUCACUACGACGUACGAGCCGAUGUCUGGUCAUUGGGCAUCACUUUAGUGAGUUUCAGUUUUAAAUUCCGAUCCUUCAUUAUUUUUCUUUCAGUACGAAAUCUCCACCGGUGUCUUCCCUUACAAGGAAUGGGUGUCCCCUUUUGAUCAAAUCACAGCAGUGAGUAUAUUUAUAAAAGAUCAAUAUGAUCAAUUUGCGGUUGAGGUUGUCAAUGGCGAUCCUCCAAUUUUGAGGCCCAAUGAAGGACAAUUCCACUAUAGUCUACCCCUUGUCAAGUUCGUCAACACCUGGUUAGUUUUCUCUAUGAUUUUUGCUCGAUUUACCGAAUCUAGGCGGCCAGGGUCGCAUUUGGAAUGGCUGAUAGCAGCUUAUCCGUUUUUUUUUCAAUUUUAGUCCAGCUUCCAAAAAAACAAAAAUUUUGUGCAGGUUUGACUUUCAGUGCCUUCAUAAAGUACAUCAAUUAAACAUUUGGCUAGUUUCCGGGAAAAUAGAAAAAAUUUUAAAAAAGGGUUUCUCAAUUUGUCGAGCCAUUCCAAGCGCGACUAUGGCGAUCCAAGCUACAAAAAGGAAGAACCGAAAAAAGUAUCUAACAUAUUUUCCUUUACAGCUUGACGAAAGACUUUAAGACAAGACCAAAAUACGACGCUCUGAAAGGAUUCGACUUCUACAGAAUGUUGGUUUUUUCCAUCACUUCCCAUGAUUUUUCGAUUUUGUUCAGAUAUUCCGCUGGAGGCCCUGCGAUAGAAGCGGCCAAGGAGACUUUGGGAGAAAUGGCCCUUGAUUGUUUGGCCAAUCCAGUCGAAAUUCGAGGAUGA
Messenger RNA from Caenorhabditis auriculariae, 3663 nucleotides. The record is from the annotation of a GenBank genome assembly. Lineage: Eukaryota; Metazoa; Nematoda; Chromadorea; Rhabditida; Rhabditidae.